GAUGUGCGGUGCGAGUGGUGUGUGUGUGUUUAGCGAGAGAGUGAGCCAACGAGUGAGAGCAGUGUGUGUGGAGUGAGCGAGUGCAGAGCGAGCCACUCACACGGAGCAUGCCUCUGCGUCCUGCAGCCGGCAAACAUGAGCCACCCAGCUCUCCACAGCAGGACCAGCACACACACUCACACCCCUACACACACACCAACGGCAGCCAGGGGGCCAGCUCUGACAGCGGCAGCUCACGGGAAGAGGACAGCGGCAUUCCCGUUUCUGUCAGUGAUUUCUCUUUCCGUCCCGCUCGGGAGCGGAGCCCCAGUGCAGGAGGAGGCAUGGCGCAGGACAAGGGCAACACGUUGGUGAUCCGCAUCGGAAUACCGGACCUGGCACAGACGAAAUGUAUGAAGUUCGACGUGGACGCUCCUAUCUGGUUAUCUAAGCAGCAUAUCCUGUGUACUCUGAACCAGAGCCUGAAGGACGUGCUGAACUACGGCCUCUUCCAGCCAGCUCACAAUGGAAAGGCUGGCAAGUUCCUGGAUGAGGAGAGGCAGCUGAAGGAAUACCCACUUCCUUCUGCUACCCCUGUACCAUACCUGGAGUUCCGCUAUAAGAGACGUCUCUACACACAGUCCCACCUGGAUGACAAGCAGCUCUCCAAACUACACACCAAGGUAAGAACACACACACACACCCAGGUUUGGUAUAGUCGUUCUGAGCUUUUAUAUAUAUGGUGUCUUUUUUAUUAAAAUCACACAUCUCAUUCUGUUGCGGCAGGCUGUAUAUAUAAGAGAGAAAGAGCAGAGAGAACUGCAUGCAUUGACAUCCCCAUCAGAGGGCAGGAGAUUUACACUGGUGAGAAUGGCCCAUCACCAGCUGAUUUUUCCUCACUGUGUGUGUGAAGGACCAUGGCCAUCUGCAACUGAGCGGUCUCUAAUGACAUUCACGUAUUAAUGUUGGCUUAUUGUUCUGUUUAAUAUAAAUAUUCCUGCUGUCAUCAAUGCUUGCUAAAUGACUGCUUUAUUGAAUAAACAGAAUCGGAGCAGGCUGGACAAAGUCGAGCUAUGGGACUGUGUGACUGACACAUCAUAUCUGACACAGGCUAGAGCAGGAAUGAGCAUAGAGACACUGAGAUGGAGCGAGAGAGACGGAGCGAGAGAGACACAGAGAGAGACACAGAGAGAGACACAGAGAGAGAUAGAUUUAAAGUAUGAAAGAGAUGGGGAGGGAGGCGGCAAGAACGAAAAAGAAAACGAGUAGAGAGAAAACAAGAGGAAGAGUGAGAACGAGAGAAAGAAAGAAAAAGAAAGAAAGAAAGAGAAAGAGAAAGAGGGAGUGCAGCCUUGGUCUAUUCUGUCUCUCAUGUUUAGUAGGGAUAUAUUGUCUUACUGCACACUGACUGUAACUAGCUAGGUGUGGUAGGGAUAUAGUGUCUUACUGCACACUGACUGUAACUAGCUAGGUGUGGUAGGGAUAUAUUGUCUUACUGCACACUGACUGUAACUAGCUAGGUGUGGUAGGGAUAUAGUGUCUUACUGCACACUGACUGUAACUAGCUAGGUGUGGUAGGGAUAUAUUGUCUUACUGCACACUGACUGUAACUAGCUAGGUGUGGUAGGGAUAUAGUGUUUACUGCACACUGACUGUAACUAGCUAGGUGUGGUAGGGAUAUAGUGUUUACUGCACACUGACUGUAACUAGCUAGGUGUGGUAGGGAUAUAGUGUCUUACUGUACACUGACUGUAACUAGCUAGGUGUGGUAGGGAUAUAUUGUCUUACUGCACACUGACUGUAACUAGCUAGGUGUGGUAGGGAUAUAGUGUCUUACUGCACACUGACUGUAACUAGCUAGGUGUGGUAGGGAUAUAGUGUCUUACUGCACACUGACUGUAACUAGCUAGGUGUGGUAGGGAUAUAGUGUCUUACUGCACACUGACUGUAACUAGCUAGGUGUGGUAGGGAUAUAGUGUCUUACUGCACACUGACUGUAACUAGCUAGGUGUGGUAGGGAUAUAGUGUUUACUGCACACUGACUAUAACUAGCUAGGUGUAGUAGGGAUAUAGUGUCUUACUGCACACUGACUGUAACUAGCUAGGUGUGGUAGGGAUAUAGUGUUUACUGCACACUGACUGUA
This is a messenger RNA of Oncorhynchus nerka (sockeye salmon), 2123 nucleotides long. RefSeq names its product SH3 and multiple ankyrin repeat domains protein 2-like. Gene Ontology annotation, molecular function: synaptic receptor adaptor activity; ionotropic glutamate receptor binding. The record is from RefSeq and is a predicted model, not a curated record. Gene Ontology annotation, cellular component: postsynaptic density; postsynaptic membrane; dendritic spine. Bases 108 to 737 code for a protein of 209 amino acids. The transcript is spliced from 3 exons. NCBI's taxonomy places the organism in Eukaryota, Metazoa, Chordata, Actinopteri, Salmoniformes, Salmonidae.